Messenger RNA from Malaya genurostris, 2350 nucleotides. It is a transcript of the gene Coq8, whose product is annotated as atypical kinase COQ8B, mitochondrial. NCBI's taxonomy places the organism in Eukaryota, Metazoa, Arthropoda, Insecta, Diptera, Culicidae. Gene Ontology annotation, molecular function: kinase activity. Gene Ontology annotation, cellular component: extrinsic component of mitochondrial inner membrane. The record is from RefSeq and is a predicted model, not a curated record. The transcript has 4 exons. Bases 301 to 2304 code for a protein of 667 amino acids. Gene Ontology annotation, biological process: ubiquinone biosynthetic process.
UUAUUUUAUUAGUCGUUAACUUCAUAAAAUGGAAUAUCAUAAUAUGUGCGACAAUUUGUUUUGUUUAUUUUGCUAUUUGAGUGUAUUGGUAGUAUUUCAUUUUCAUCAGCUGAUUGUAUAUUUUGACAGUUCCAUCCAGAAUCUUUUCGCGUGAUGACCGGUGCGUUGGAUGUUAUCUAAUAUAUGAGCUAGUGUUGUGAAAUUCGCAUUUGAAUGCACGGAUCGACUGUAGUUAUGUUGUAACGAAAUAACCCUUCGUUUAACGAAAAACAAGUUAAGUUUAAAGUGCAGUGUGAAAUAAUGUCCCGUAUGCAGGAUGCGCUUGCCUUGCUACGGGCCCUCAAACUAAUAGCAGAAGCGUCAGCGAAAACCCAAAGUGACUAUGCUCGUCACCUAUGGGUCAACUCCAGCGUUCGUGAGCUGCUGGAGAGACAACUUCAACAGAGUGAAGAUACCGUGAAGAAAAUUCUGCAAAAUCCAAGCCAGGAACUGGAAAAAGCAGGAGGCCUACUGAAGGAGACCCUGGAGCGGACAGCAGUCGUUGCGGAAGGACUGAAACAGCUGACCGCUAUUUCGGUGUCGAAAGCAGGAGGUUUCCCAGGAGGAUCGCCCAACUUUAUGAACGAUAACGUUAGUCAACAGCAGCCUAAGAGAACCGAUGAUGGAACGUCGGACAUUGGAAAUCUGGAUAUAUCAAAAAUAACGUUGAAAGAACUGGAAGCUAUAUUAUCUGAACAUAAUAAAAAUCGUAAAAUCAACCUUACGUUCGAAGGCGAAAAACUUAAGCAAAAUGAAACCAAGAAGGAACUGGACUCAGUAGUGAACCUUACGUCAAACCCAAUCCAACCAAAGCCCUUAACGGCCGAUGAAAAGCAGGUUGAGAAAAUGAUGAACAUCGUGUCUUCUUACAAAUCUUUUCAAGUGCCUGAAAAACCACAUCCUCCAGCGGAAGCUGCACCCAUCGAUUUGCCUCAGUUAAGUGUAAUUGCCAAACAGCGCAAAGUUCCGUCAUCUCGGGUUGCUCGUCUAGCUUCUUUCGGAAGCCUUUUCGCCGGGUUAGGUUUCGGCACAGUAAACGAAUUAGCCAAAGGAGCUCUCGGUUUGGGCGGUACAUUGGAUCCCAAGGAAGCCCUUUUCAGUCCCAGUAAUGCGGAGAGAAUUGUGGACACGUUGUGCAAAGUACGCGGAGCAGCACUUAAGCUAGGUCAAAUUCUCAGCAUUCAGGAUUCGAAUAUUGUUUCGCCGCAACUGGUAAAAGCAUUCGAGCGGGUUCGUCAAGCUGCAGAUUAUAUGCCCGACUGGCAGGUUGAGCAACAAUUGGUCAGCGGCUUAGGUGCAAAUUGGAGAACAAAAUUAGCUAGUUUCGAUCCGAAACCAUUCGCAGCUGCUUCCAUCGGACAAGUGCAUCGUGGCGUGCUUCAUGACGGGACGGAGGUUGCUAUCAAAGUUCAAUACCCGGGAGUGGCGAAAAGCAUUGAAAGUGACAUUGAUAAUCUGGUAUCGAUGCUCAAAGUUUGGGAUGUCUUCCCAGCUGGGUUCUUCAUUGACAAUGUGGUGACGGUAGCAAAGCGGGAGUUGGCCUGGGAAGUGGACUACAACAGAGAAGCAGAGUACACUGAUCGGUUCGGGGAAAUGAUUCAUCACUUGCCGGAAUUUCGAGUACCCAAGGUGAUAAUGGAACUGACUUCGGCGAACAUACUUACCACGGAAUUAGUUCCCGGUUUGCCCAUGGACAAGUGUUUCAGUAUGAGCCAAGAACAUCGCAAUCACAUUGCACAUUCAGUGAUGAAGUUAUGUCUGAACGAGUUGUUCACUUACCGCUGUAUGCAGACGGAUCCAAACUGGUCGAAUUUCCUGUAUGAUAGUGAAACUAGGAAAAUAAUGUUAAUAGAUUUUGGUGCUACGCGGUUCUAUGCCAAGCCUUUCAUGGAUGAUUAUAUGCGGAUUAUUCAAGCCGCCACGAAAAAUGAUCGACAAAGUAUCCUGCAGCUGUCACGUAAAAUGGGUUUUCUUACCGGUUACGAAUCGGUAGCCAUGGAGAACGCUCACAUCGAUGCGGUGUUGAUUUUAGGCGAAGUGUUCAGCGUUGAUGGCGAGUUCGAAUUUGGACGGCAAAGCACAACGAAAAAGAUUGCUGCCCUUGUUCCGGUCAUGGUCGCGCACCGUUUAUGCCCUCCGCCAGAAGAAAUCUAUUCGCUGCACAGGAAAUUAUCGGGAGUGUUUCUCCUAUGCGCUAGAUUGAACGCCAAAAUAGACUGCAAACCACUGUUUGCUGAAGUUUCUAAAAAUUAUAAUUUCGGAUGAGUGGAUCUAAUAAAAGAUUUGUUUUCAGAAGCUGCGUUAAUCAAUA